This is a messenger RNA of Lepidothrix coronata (blue-crowned manakin), 2009 nucleotides long. It is a transcript of the gene BAIAP2L1, whose product is annotated as BAI1 associated protein 2 like 1. The record is from RefSeq and is a predicted model, not a curated record. Gene Ontology annotation, cellular component: nucleoplasm; cytosol. Gene Ontology annotation, molecular function: protein binding. Bases 90 to 1601 code for a protein of 503 amino acids. Lineage: Eukaryota; Metazoa; Chordata; Aves; Passeriformes; Pipridae. Gene Ontology annotation, biological process: positive regulation of actin filament polymerization; actin crosslink formation; actin filament bundle assembly. The transcript is spliced from 14 exons.
UUGUUCGCGGCCGAGGGGGAGCCGAGGCUGCCGCGGCGCUGAGCUGGGGCCGGGGCGCUCCGCAGGACCGAGCUCUGCCCGCCGGCACCAUGUCCCGGGACCCCGAGGAGGUGAACAAGCUGACGGAGAACACGUACAAAAAUGUUAUGGAACAGUUCAAUCCAGGACUGAGGAAUUUAAUAAAUCUGGGGAAGAAUUAUGAAAAAGCUGUUAAUGUUAUGAUAGUGGCUGGAAGAGCAUAUUAUGACAGCCUUGCAAAGAUUGGGGAUAUAUCAGCUGGUUCUCCAGUUUCUAAAGAAUUGGGCCAAGUUCUGGUAGAAAUCUCAAGAACACACAAGAAACUUAAUGACAGUCUAGAGGAGAGUUUCAAAAAAUUUCAUAAAGAAAUUAUAUCUGAACUGGAGAAGAAAACAGACCUGGAUGUGAAAUACAUGACUGCAACUCUAAAGAGGUACCAAACCGAACACAGGAGCAAACUGGAUUCUUUAGAGAAGUCUCAGGCUGAGCUGAAAAAAAUCAGAAGGAAAAGCCAAGGAGCACGAAAUGUGACGAAAUAUGAGCAUAAAGAAAUGGAGUAUUUGGAAACGGUGAGCUCUCGCCAGAGCGAUAUCCAGCGGUUCAUCGCAGAAGGCUGCAGGGAAGCUCUCCUUGAAGAGAAAAGAAGGUUCUGUUUCCUGGUUGACAAGCACUGCAGCUUCACCCAGCACAUGCACUUCUACCACGUCCAGUGUGCAGACUUCCUAAAAUCCAAGCUGCCUGGGUGGCAGGAAACCUGCAGUGAUGCCACCAAAGUGCCUGAAAAAGUCAGAAUGAUGAUAGAUGAAAUAAGGACACCCGGAUCCACUCCAGUCUCGGGAACGCCGCAGCCUUCACCAAUGGUAGAGAGGAAUACCAUGAUUGGAAAUGAUUUUUAUCCUCAUCACGAAAAUGCAUCCAACGUGCCCCCAGCUCCCACAGGCAGGGCCUACACGAGCCCACUCGUUGAUAUGUUCAACAAUCCUGCCACAGCUCCCAAAGCACCUUCUGAGAAACUAAAUCAUUCAGCGGAGAAUUCAGAUGAUGCCAGUUUAUCACGUUCAACUUCUGUUGCCACGGGACUAAAUAUAAUGAAAAGGCAAAAAGUGAAGACAAUCUUCCCACAUACUGCUGGAAGCAACAAGACAUUGCUCAGCUUUUCCCAGGGGGAUAUCAUCACACUGCUGGUAGCUGAGGAAAAGGAUGGCUGGCUCUAUGGGGAGAAUGACACAACCAGAGAAAAAGGAUGGUUUCCGUCGUCGUACACGAGACCACUAGAAGAAUUAGAAGACAAAGCCUUUGCCCCUGUGCCAAGCCCUGCACCAAUCCGAAGUGUUAGUUCUGUAAAUCUUGUGGAGAAAGGGGAAGUUGUCCUCCCACCACCAGACUACCUGGGGGCUUCACAGGCGGAGUCUGCCAAAGGUCCUGCUCCUAAAACACCGACGGACAGAGCGGAGCCGGCAGGGCCGAAACCCAACAUGAAUGGCAUUACAAAACCACCUUUUCUAAGUGGAGAAAAUCCCUUUGCAACGGUGAAGCUCAGACCAACAGUAACAAACGACAGAUCAGCACCGAUUAUCCGAUGAACACACGGUCCAGACACAUCCUUCUUCCCUACCAACACACCAGUUCAGUAGUGACAAUUACUAUCUCAACUUCUAAAAAAAUUAUUUAAAUGUAAUUACUGUACAAUAUUGGCAUACUGGAAUGGAGCUCUGAUGUUUUGUUAAAACCUUUGCUUUCUAAUGAGGUAAUUGCUUUGGGCUAGUGUUUGAGCACCUGGGCUGAUUUUACAGUAUGCCUUGUUUUGUAGUAGGAUUUGUGAAAAUGCUGGAGAUAGUUUGGAUGCUCUAGUGAAUCAGUGUAAGUAAUAGCUCACAGAUCUGAAUCUUUGGCAUUCAUUAUUUGGAAGCUGCAAUGGUAAGUUCUAGAAUAUAAGCCUGCAUAUGCCACCUACUAAAGAAGAUAACAGUGAUUUUAUUUUUUUUUUCAAA